Molecule: messenger RNA, 2721 nt
Organism: Rubroshorea leprosula
Lineage: Eukaryota; Viridiplantae; Streptophyta; Magnoliopsida; Malvales; Dipterocarpaceae
Source: the annotation of a GenBank genome assembly
UGGGAGCAGAGGGAGUCCUUGACCCUCGUGGCAAAUUUAUCCUCUUAAUCCUUCUUUCUUGCUUUUUCACUUUACGUGCGAUUUCAAUCUUUCAAACGUUGUAUUCACAUUGCCAUUGACACUUGAGACAUUCUUCGUUGAUUUUACUAUAACGAGGAAAAAAAAAAAAAACCACCAGCGCCACCGCCCCAGCAGCCACAGCAGCAACAGAAAAGCAAAGAAAGCGAUAAUCUUUCUUUUGCUGAGUCACAGAAAAAGGCUGAGGCGCAAACUUUUGCAGUCUUUGUGAACAUCGUCAUUGGGAACAAGGGAGGGAGAAAUGAAGUACGUUCUGGUGACAGGAGGUGUUGUUAGUGGACUGGGGAAAGGGGUUACUGCUAGCAGCAUCGGCCUUCUCCUUAAAGCCUGUGGCCUUCGUGUUACUUCAAUCAAGAUUGAUCCUUACCUCAACACAGAUGCAGGGACUAUGUCUCCUUUCGAACAUGGAGAGGUGUUUGUCCUUGAUGAUGGUGGCGAGGUGGACCUAGACCUAGGAAACUAUGAACGCUUUUUGGACAUCACCUUAACACGAGACAACAAUAUAACCACAGGGAAAAUAUUUCAGCAUGUUAUUGACAAGGAAAGAAAGGGAGAUUAUCUUGGAAAAACUGUCCAGGUGGUUCCACACGUUACAGAUGCCAUCCAAGAGUGGAUAGAGCGUGUAGCAAUGAUUCCAGUGGAUGGAAAAGAAGGACCAGCUGAUGUUUGUGUCAUUGAAUUGGGUGGAACCAUAGGGGACAUUGAAUUUAUGCCAUUCACUGAAGCACUUGGGCAAUUCUCAUACCGUGUAGGUGCUGGCAAUUUUUGCUUGGUUCAUGUCAGCCUUGUGCCUGUUCUCAAUGUUGUUGGUGAACAGAAAACAAAGCCCACCCAGCAUAGUGUUCGGCUACUUAGAGGACUUGGUUUGACACCAAAUAUUCUAGCUUGUCGAAGCACAAAGGCACUUGAUGAUAAUGUGAGGGAAAAGCUCUCUCAAUUUUGUCACAUACCGGCUGUGAAUAUUUUUACUCUAUAUGAUGUUCCAAAUAUUUGGCAUGUUCCUCUACUGUUAAGAGAUCAAAAGGCACAUGAAGCAAUCUUGAAAGGACUAGGCCUUCAUGAAAUUGCCAGUGAGCCAAAUUUAACAGAGUGGAUUGAAAGGACAAAAGUUUGUGACAUGCUGCAUGAUCCUGUUAAAAUUGCAAUGGUUGGAAAAUACACUGGGCUCUCUGAUUCUUACCUCUCUGUUUUGAAGGCUCUUUUGCAUGCAUCUGUUGCUUGCUGUCGGAAGCUUGUUGUAGAGUGGGUUGCGGCAGGUGAUCUCGAAGAUGCUAGAGCAACUGAGGCACCUGAUGUGUAUGAAGCUGCAUGGAAAUGCCUGAAGGGUGCUCAUGGCAUUUUAGUUCCAGGAGGAUUUGGUGAUAGGGGAGUGCAGGGAAAAAUUCUUGCAGCAAAGUAUGCUCGUGAAAAUAAAGUUCCCUUCUUUGGCAUCUGCCUAGGGAUGCAGAUUGCAGUUAUUGAGUAUGCACGCUCAGUUUUAGGUUUGAAGGAUGCAAACAGUACAGAAUUUGAUCCUGAAACUCCAGAUCCUUGUGUCAUAUUUAUGCCAGAGGGUUCAAAAACUCAUAUGGGAGGAACUAUGCGUCUGGGAUCAAGGAGGACUUACUUCAAGGUUACUGACUGCAAAUCGGCAAAGUUGUAUGGCAAUGUAAGCUUUGUUGAUGAAAGACAUCGACAUAGAUAUGAGGUCAAUCCCGAUAUGAUAUCAGAACUAGAAGCUGCUGGUCUGUCGUUUGUUGGCAGAAAUAAAAGUGGUCAGCGGAUGGAGAUUGUUGAAUUGCAAACACAUCCAUACUUUGUUGGCGUUCAGUUCCAUCCUGAAUUCAAGUCCAGGCCGGGAAAACCUUCUGCCCUUUUCUUAGGACUUAUAGCAGCAGCAUGUGGGCAGCUGGAUGCCCUUCUAGAGAAGGGUGAUGAAAGGAGCAAGGUACUAAUAAAUGGUAUUAGUAAUGAAAAACCAAUGCUGAGGGCCUAUCAGAAUGGGUGCGUUGUUAAGGCUUCAAAUGGAUCACUAAAUGGUGUGUAUAGCAAUGGGAAUGGUGUGCACCACUAAGGGAAUUACAUGGUGGAACUUAUCUGGUUAAUGGAAUUUAGGCUUUCCUAGGGCUUUGGAUUGAACUCAAUUCUCUUUGUACAGUUGCUGAGUCCGGUAUCAGUUUUGCCAUGGAUCUUAUUUAAAGAAAGCUGGGAUUUGAGAGUUUGAUGAUAAAAACUCGUGUCUGCUACGUUAGAGAAAUAUGCACUAAAGCAGUAGCAAAUAGCAAUACCCUGGUGCCAAAGUUUUCCUCCUUUUACUCGAGGAUUUUGGCUAUGUAUUAGGCUGUGAGAGGAGAAUAAGUGAAAGCAGAUUCUUAGAAAAGUAGCAUUUUCUGCUCUUAGUAUAGGAAGUGGUUAUGUUUGCGGUAAAAAACCGCGACAUAAUGCACGGAUUUGAAGAAACUGAAUUCCAGCUUUGGUUUUAUGUUGAUGGCUUUGUCCAUCUCUUUUGUUUGGUUUUGCAAUAUGUAAGUCGAGACUGAUAUGACUUGGAAGGAAAUUUUUGCUUUGUUAUACAUGUUGGCCAUGAGCUCCUGCUAGACUUCAAGCUUUUCUUCCUUGAGGGACUAUUACUGUAUUUGGGUAGAUUAAACAGUUCAGACACAA